UUAACUAAACCUUCCACCACCUCUCUUCCUCAACCCUUCGACUCCUUUACACUCUCUGCUACUUCCCUAACAUGUCCUCCCCUCCCUCCACUCCCCAAGUCCAAAACCCUAAUUCCAAUUCCUCCCAAUGGCACAGCCCACAAGCCUCAAAUCUCACUCCAUGCAUUCCCAGUUCACACCAAAGUUCAUCCCCAAGUUGCCCUCAACUCCUCACGCCAUUCACAGCAGCACCAUCUCCUUCAAGGUCCUCUCCUGUCAAGCUGGAGAUUCGAGCCCCCGGAAGCCCCCCGCGAUCAUCUCGAUCCUCCGGAUGAUACCCGACUGGGCCGAUAGCGUGAAGGAGCAAGGGAUGCAGCGCAAACGGACCCUCUACAACCACGAGAGCUGGCUCCAACACCGGAGCUCGCAGCGCCAUGUCCGGCACUUGCUCUCGAGCUUGUCCUCGCGGGUGAUCCUCUCUCUGAUACCUCCGGUGAUGGCUUUCACUCUGGUGGCGGUUAUGGUCGCGAGUUAUAAUACCGCUGUGGCGAUGGAGUGGUUGCCGGAGUUUUUCCCGGUGCUGAGGACGUCAUCGUUGCCAUACCAGCUGACAGCACCGGCGCUGGCGCUCCUUUUGGUGUUUAGAACGGAGGCUUCGUAUUCGAGGUUCCAGGAAGGGAGGCAGGCUUGGGUGAAGGUGAUUGCAGGGGCUGAUGAUUUUGCGAGGCAGGUGAUCAGUACGGUGGAGAGCAACGAGGAUUCGGCACUGAAGAAGGCCCUUCUGGAGUAUAUCAUGGCGUUUCCCGUCGCACUUAAGUGUCAUGUUACUUAUGGCUCGGAUAUCGGUCGAGACCUUAGAAACCGAAUUGAAGGGGAUGAUCUAGCUGUGAUUCUCAAGUCAAAGCACCGGCCUCGCUGCAUUAUCGAGUUCAUUUCCCAAAGCCUCAGAUUGUUGAGCUUAGAGGAGUCGAAGAGACAUGUCCUGGAGUCAAAAAUAUCUUGCUUUCAUGAAGGAAUCAGCAUCUGCGAGCAACUAAUUGGCAUUCCAAUUCCUCUCUCCUACACCCGUUUGACCUCGAGGUUUCUGGUCCUUUGGCAUCUGACUCUUCCUGUCAUUCUUUGGGAUGAUUGCCACUGGAUUGUGGUUCCGGCCACUUUCAUCAGCGCCGCUUCCUUGUUCUGCAUUGAAGAAGUUGGUGUUCUUAUUGAAGAGCCAUUUCCAAUGUUAGCGCUCGAUGAGCUCUGCAAUCUAGUCCGCCAAAAUAUUCAGGAAGCAAUUCGUACCGAGAGAAUUAUUGGCAAGCGUCUUCUUGCAAAGAGGAAGAGCCCCAUCCAUGAGCAAUCACCUAAUGGUAGGCCAAAGCACCAAUCUGAAAGGAGAAACAGGAACGAAUAGUUUGUCAAAGUUGCCAUUACCUUGCCACUGGCACAUAAACGAUCAGCAUGAUUCCGGUAUCCAGAUAUGCACUUAUACUAUUGCCGCGAAGGAAGACAUAGAGCUGUUAUGAUGGAAUCUUGGGUACUUUAGCUGUCGGCCAUCUCAGCGCUAUGUCGUAUAUAUGCUGUUCACUCACUGAUGGGGGGAUCAUACUCUGCAUGACCGAUUGCAUUAGCCCGCCAUUGAUUCACCAUGUGAAUGGCGUCCAAGUCACCAGCAUCGGGUGAAGGAUCAUUACUUACCAAGUUUCCACUACAGAAGGAAUUUGGCACGAAACGCAGCAAAGGAUGAUCUUUCUUGUCUCUUAGUAUUUAGCAGUACCCGAAGAACACCAUCGUCAU
Syzygium oleosum is the source of this 1758-nucleotide messenger RNA. RefSeq names its product voltage-dependent chloride channel 1, chloroplastic-like. The transcript is spliced from 4 exons. Gene Ontology annotation, biological process: regulation of photosynthesis, light reaction. NCBI's taxonomy places the organism in Eukaryota, Viridiplantae, Streptophyta, Magnoliopsida, Myrtales, Myrtaceae. Gene Ontology annotation, molecular function: voltage-gated chloride channel activity. The coding region runs from base 128 to 1375 and encodes 415 amino acids. The record is from RefSeq and is a predicted model, not a curated record.